CUAUGUGUUAGCGUAUCCCAGCGGAAUCAUCUCGAAUACCGUUUACAGGUUAGAGUAACAAUUGUGCUCGUGCACAGUGAGUGAAAUUGAAAAAUCCAUCAAAUUACUACUAAAAUUACAGAAAUGCAACCUCAAAUAAUAUUACUCAAAGAGGGAACAGAUGCUUCACAAGGAAAGCAGCAAUUAAUAUCAAACAUAAAUGCAUGUCAAAUAGUAGUGGAUGCUGUGAGGACCACUCUAGGUCCUCGAGGAAUGGACAAACUUAUUGUGGACCAAAAUGGAAAAGCCACUAUUUCAAAUGAUGGUGCAACCAUCUUGAAACUACUAGAAGUUGUUCAUCCUGCAGCUAAGACCCUUGUGGAUAUUGCUAAAUCUCAAGAUGCAGAAGUUGGUGAUGGUACUACAAGUACUGUCUUAUUAGCUGGAGAAUUUUUGAAGCAAAUGAAACCUUUUAUUGAGGAAGGGGUACAUCCCCGUAUUAUCAUUAAAUCUCUUCGUCUUGCACUUCAAAAAGCUGUGGAUGUAAUAAAUGCUGUUAGCGUGAAAAUUGAUAAAUCUCAGAAAACAAAACUUACAGAACUUUUAGAAGAAUGCGCAGCUACAUCUAUGAGUUCUAAGUUAAUUCAUCAACAAAAAGAAUUUUUCAGCCGUUUAGUUGUGAAAGCUGUUUUGAUGCUUGAUGAUUUGUUACCCCUUAAUAUGAUUGGUAUUAAAAAGGUGUCUGGUGGAGCUUUAGAAGAUUCAGAAUUAAUUAAAGGCGUUGCUUUUAAAAAAACAUUUUCAUAUGCUGGAUUCGAAAUGCAACCUAAAAAAUAUAAGGAUUGUAAAAUUGCUUUGUUGAAUAUAGAAUUAGAACUAAAAGCAGAGAGAGACAAUGCUGAAAUACGAGUAGAUAAUGUUGUUGAAUAUCAAAAGAUAGUUGACGCUGAAUGGCAGAUUUUAUAUAACAAAUUAGAUAAGAUUCACAAGAGUGGAGCCCAAGUUGUAUUAUCAAAAUUACCUAUUGGUGAUGUUGCUACACAAUAUUUCGCAGAUAGAGAUAUGUUCUGUGCUGGUAGAGUUCCUGAAGAAGACUUGAAACGAACAAUGAAGGCUUGUGGUGGCUGUAUCUUGACUACAGUACAUGAUAUUAAAGAUUCAGAUUUGGGAAAGUGUGAGAUGUUCGAAGAAAAGCAAAUUGGUGGAGAGAGAUUCAAUUUGUUUUAUGAAGGAGUGCGUACAAAGACAUGUACAUUUAUACUGCGUGGAGGAGCAGAACAAUUCUUAGAAGAAACUGAAAGAUCUUUACAUGACGCCAUAAUGGUUGUAAGGCGCAUGGUCAAAACUAAUGCCUGCGUAGCAGGUGGUGGCGCCAUUGAAAUGAAAUUAUCAAAAACUUUGAGAGAUCACUCUCGUGUUAUAGCAGGCAAAGAACAACUGUUAAUUGCGGCAAUAGCUCGUGCGUUAGAAGUUAUACCAAGACAAUUAUGCGAUAAUGCCGGAUUCGAUGCAACAAAUAUUUUAAACAAAUUAAGGCAGAAACAACACAAAGGGAUGUACACCUAUGGCGUUGACAUCAACACUGAAGAUAUUGGAGAUAAUAUGGCAGCUUAUGUAUGGGAACCUGCUGUUGUAAAAAUUAAUGCUCUCACUGCCGCGACUGAAGCAGCUUGCCUGAUUUUAUCAGUUGAUGAAACUAUUAAGAGUCCUAAAAGCAGUCAGGAUUCGCAACCUCAGAUGGGUCGUGGUUUAGGACGACCCAUGUAAAAUUGCUUUAUUCAUUGAACGAAAAUGAUAAGCUUGAAUAUUUAAUAUUAAUAAUACAUGUAUUGGAUGUAUUGGAACAAAACUGUUUAUACACUAAUAAUCUAUUAUAAUAUUCCAUGCAAUUCUUUUGCAUAUUUUUUUCUUACAUUUUAAUAAUAAUUCUCAUCGGACUGUACAAGUAUUUUAACAUUCAAUCAUUAAAAUUAUAAGACAAAUUUCAUAUUCAA
Molecule: messenger RNA, 1973 nt
Organism: Megalopta genalis
Lineage: Eukaryota; Metazoa; Arthropoda; Insecta; Hymenoptera; Halictidae
Gene: CCT7
Product: chaperonin containing TCP1 subunit 7
Biological process (GO): protein folding
Molecular function (GO): ATP binding; ATP hydrolysis activity; ATP-dependent protein folding chaperone
Source: RefSeq, a predicted model, not a curated record